GCCCUGGGGUCCCUUUCCAAGGGGGGGUCCUCUCCCCACAAUGGACCCCGAGCAGAGCCCCCCACGGGUGCCAGCACCCCGGGCGGGCCCGAUCCCACCCGGGCCACCACAUGAAUUACCCCAACACAGCACUGAGACCCUGACAGCAGCCCCAAACCCGCUUCACUGAGCCCAGCGACCGCACGCGCGUGUGCACACAUGUGCCUGCGAGCGUGUGUCAACACCCAGCACAUGUACACUGACAUGCAUGUGCAAGCGUGCAGCAGUACAUGCGUGUGUGUGUCCGUGUGUCCCCACGCGUGUGCCCGGGGGAGUGUUGGAGCCACCCGCCCCCAGGGCACAGGGUGCUGACAGGCGGGGCCAUUGGGGUGCUCAGCACCCAGCAACACUCCCCCAAGCCCUGAGACAACCCCUGGGGCCGGCUACACCGUGUCACAGGAUGAGACCCGCCUGUUCCUCUUCUGUGCCCUGCGGAGGAGCGGCCGGAGCGCAGGUACCUGGAGGGGCCAUGGGGCACCCUAUGGCCCCCUUUGUGCUGCUGCUGCUGUGCCCCACGUCCCCUCUGUCCCCUGUGUCCCCCCUGUCCCCUGCGUCCCCCACACCCCCCGCGUCCCCCUGCUUCACCGUGCCGCCGGACGCCCCCGUUGAGCUAAAUUUGACCCAAACCAUUCCUCACUGCGCCGAGCUGGACUGGGGCCACUUCCAGCGGCAGCGGCGGCUGUGGCUGAGCCACAAUGGCAUCGACGCCCUGAGCCCCUCGUCCCGCGUCCAGCCGGGGCUUGAGGAGCUGGACUUGUCCCACAACGCGCUGCGGGAGCUGCCGGCCCUGUUCCUGAGCCGGGCGCGGGGCUUGCGGCAGCUCUGGCUGCGGCACAACCGGCUGCGGGACCUGCCCGACGGCUUCUUCGCCAACAGCACGGCCCUGGAGAGCCUGUGGCUGGACGGGAACCCCCUUCCCGCCGUGCCCAGCUCCGCGUUCCAGCCCGGGCUGCGCUUCCUGGCCGUGCCGUGCCGCUGCGACGUGGUGGGCAGCGUCCUGGCCCCCUGCGCCUGCUCCCGCGCCUCCUGCCGCUGCCACUGCCUCGACCCCCAGCACCGCCGCUUCAAUGUCACCCACUUCCACAGCUCCGAGUGCCGGGGCCGCGCGGCGCUGGCGGCCGGUGCUGCCACGGCCGCUGCUCUGGUGGCCCUGGCGCUGGUGGUGGCCGCCGUGGUUUGGUACCGGAGGAGGGCGGCGGCCGCCGGUGUCGGGGGGGGGAAGUGGGACCCGGUGGCGGCCCACGGGCAGCCCCGGUACAUCAGCAGGUCCAAUGGCACUGACGGCACCGAUGGCACCAGUGGCACCGAUGGCACCGAUGGCACCACCGAUGCCACAGCGCCGGACUAUGAGAACGUGUUUGUGGGCCCCUGCAGAGCCACAGCCACCGCGCAGGGAUGGACACCGGGAUGGCAGCGGCACAGCCCGCAGGUCCCGGUGGGUGACGAGUGUUUCCUGCGGAGCGAGGACAUCGAGGACCAGCCUGUCUAUGCCAACACACAGAGCCCCAGCCAGGACAGCAUCUACAUCAUCCCUGACCAGUGAUGCUCCCGUGGUGACCCCAGCAUAGAGGGGACAGGGAUGGGUGCUCCUCAUGGAUGUGGGCUCCGUGGGUCCUGCUAUGGCUGGGACAGGGACAUGCACAUUCCCCGCUCGCAUCCUGCCACCGACUCCUCUCUCAGGGGAGUUAUUUUAAUACACCCCGUGGCCUGCUCCGUCGCCCCCAUUCCACCAGUAGCCGAGGGCCGAGGGCCGGUGCUUCCUCCGGCUGUGGGGACGCAGCAUCUGCGGGCAGCAGCGUUCUGGAGUUGGGGACAUGUGUGGGGGGCCCCUGGGGUGACCGCAGCAGCACCACAGUUCCUGUUCCCUUUUCAGCUGCUGAUGGUGUGCACGUGCGCCUGGGGACGUGCUGGUGGUUGGGGACAUCCGGACACUGGGACCAACCCCACUGUCACCUUCCCCCUGCCUUUUCCUGUUAAAUCUGCCUGUUUGGGGAACAGCAAAAGCCCCUUUUUGAGUGCUCCUGCAGGAUUCCCGGUUCUGCACCUUGAGGGGAUCGGCAUCCUGGGACAUGGGCUUAUCCGGGUGUCCCCCCCCCUCCAUGGGUGCCCUGAGCUCCAUCCCUGGCGAUGCUCCACCAGGCCCCAUUAAAUGGUUUAAUCAGCUUAAA
Molecule: messenger RNA, 2207 nt
Organism: Strigops habroptila (Kakapo)
Lineage: Eukaryota; Metazoa; Chordata; Aves; Psittaciformes; Psittacidae
Gene: LRRC25
Product: leucine rich repeat containing 25
Exons: 3
Coding region: 248-1582 (444 amino acids)
Molecular function (GO): protein binding
Source: RefSeq, a predicted model, not a curated record